AUGUUGAGCACGCCUAGCCUCUUUCUCGGCCUCGUGGCGGCCACAGGCAGCGUCCUGGCUACCCUCUCCGAGGACCUGUACCCCUGGCAGGCACCACAAGAGGGCGACCUGCGCUCUCCGUGCCCCGGCAUCAACUCUCUCGCCAAUCACGGCAUUUUGCCGCGCGAUGGUCGCAACAUCGAUCUGGACACGCUUGGCGCCGCGGUGCUGCUCGGCUACAACAUGGACCACGAGACGAUGCUCCUGGUUGGCAUCCCGGCCUUAAAGACUUCGACGACGGGCGACAACGCGACCUUCCACCUCAGCGACGUGGCCCAGCAUAUGCCACAGGUCAUUGAGCACGAUGGCAGCAUGACGAGGGACGACGCGUACUUUGGCGACGAUUUAUCGUUCAGCCCUGCUGCCUGGGGCCGUACACUAAGCGGAUGGGGUGACAUCGAUAUUAUUGAUAAUGAGGCGGCAGCCAGGGAGAUCAAUCAGCGAUUUGAGUGGGGAGAGGCGCAUAACCCAGAAUUUAACGCCACCUUCGCGAGGAGCGGUUCGCUGCUGCAGUAUGCACUGCUCCUGUCAGCCUUUGGUGACUACGGCAAUGCCAAUAAGACGCUGGUGCGAUUCUGGGUCGAGCAUGAGAGGCUGCCGCUGAGCUUGGGGUGGCAACCGCCUGUCAACCCUAUCACUCAUGACAUGGACAAUGCUAUUGCAGCAAAUAUCUCGGCUCUUUGGGACGAAAUAGUGGCAUCGGCAUAA
Molecule: messenger RNA, 747 nt
Organism: Diaporthe amygdali
Lineage: Eukaryota; Fungi; Ascomycota; Sordariomycetes; Diaporthales; Diaporthaceae
Product: sterigmatocystin biosynthesis peroxidase stcC
Exons: 2
Coding region: 1-747 (248 amino acids)
Molecular function (GO): peroxidase activity
Source: RefSeq, a predicted model, not a curated record